Molecule: messenger RNA, 650 nt
Organism: Mya arenaria
Lineage: Eukaryota; Metazoa; Mollusca; Bivalvia; Myida; Myidae
Product: complement C1q tumor necrosis factor-related protein 3-like
Exons: 2
Coding region: 1-624 (207 amino acids)
Molecular function (GO): protein binding
Source: RefSeq, a predicted model, not a curated record
AUGAAGACACUCUGUGUUUUUCUACUUGCGUUGUGCUUUGUACUUUCUCUAGCAGAAAACGAGAGGCUAGACGAAAUUGAACGACUGCUGAAAGGUUUUGUCAAGAAGAAUGAAGAGUUGCAAGCGAGGGUUUCUUCUUUGGAACAGGAAAACAUGCUCCUUAAAUCUGAUGGAAAGCUGAAACGUUUUAUAAUGGAGCCCGACGAUGCCGUUGCAUUUACAGCAGUCAUAAACGUACCUUAUCUCGACUUACUUGGUGCUGGACAAACGGUAAUCUUUGAUCACGUUAUAACCAACGUUGGCAACGCUUUUAAGAACGCCACUAGUGAGUUUCGAGCACCCGUGACCGGUGUUUACGUUUUUAACUUCGCUCUUAUGAUGGACCCAGGCAUGAACAAAUAUAUCGAACUAGUUAAAGACGGCCAACACAUCAUGUGGAACUACGGACAUGCGCCGGGGUCUACACAUUACAUAUCUGCUAGUCGAACCGCUACCGUACUACUGCGCAUGGGCGAGGAAGUUUGGGUACGAACGCAGAAUAGAGCAACCCAUGGAAACGGCAGGAUCCACGGGAACGGAUUUACUACAUUUUCGGGCUGGCUGGUAGCUUUAACAGAGCAAUGAAUGUCUUGGUAUGUCAAAUCAUUGAA